UCCCCCAGCCCAAUGGCGCGGCUGCCGCGUCAGUGAUGUGAAACCUGGCUCAGGCUCGUCCGGCCCCCGGUCCGCAGCCCAUUACACCAUCCGCCGCGGCAUCCGCUGCAGCUGCUGUAGCCCGCGCAGCCAGGGAGGGCGGGAGGCGGCUCGGCGUGGCGGGGCGGGGCGAACGGCGCGGCCGGAUUCAUUCCUGUGGGGCGCGGGGCAUGGAGGAGCUGUGCGGCUGCAGGCGGAGCAGGCCGGCCCGGGCGGCGGCGCGGACAACGGUUUCAAUUUAAGGGGGGCGGCCCGAGCCCGAGCGGCCAGCGGCGGUGGGGAGGACCAGCCCCCGGGCAGGUAUUUGGUGCUCUGGUUUUCAGAUGUUGGAAGGCAGUAAGACAGAACACACUCUCCGUGGUUUUAUAUCCGUUUGGAGUGCCGUGAUUAACAUUGAACUUUGGUUCCUGUAACUCUUGCCUGUGUCCGUAGAGUUAGGCUGGGGCUUUGCUUUGAAAGAUAAAAAAAGCGCAGCCAGCUCCACCGGACAUAAAUGGAUCUAAAGACCGCAGUGUUUAACGCAGCUCGGGAUGGCAAACUCCGGCUUCUCACCAAGUUGUUGGCAAGCAAAUCCAAAGAGGAGGUUUCCUCCUUGAUCUCCGAAAAAACGAAUGGGGCCACGCCACUCCUGAUGGCCGCCAGGUACGGGCACCUUGACAUGGUGGAAUUCCUCCUAGAGCAGUGCAGUGCCUGCAUAGAGGUCGGGGGCUCCGUCAAUUUUGAUGGCGAAACCAUCGAGGGGGCCCCGCCGUUGUGGGCCGCCUCUGCCGCGGGACAUCUGAAGGUGGUUCAGUCUUUGUUAAAUCAUGGAGCGUCCGUCAACAACACCACUUUGACCAAUUCAACCCCUCUCCGAGCCGCCUGUUUCGAUGGCCAUUUGGAAAUAGUAAAGUACCUUGUGGAACACAAAGCCGAUUUGGAAGUAUCAAACCGCCACGGGCAUACGUGCCUGAUGAUUUCCUGUUACAAAGGACACAAAGAGAUUGCGCAGUAUUUACUCGAAAAGGGGGCAGACGUUAAUAGAAAAAGUGUCAAAGGUAAUACUGCAUUGCACGAUUGCGCGGAAUCUGGAAGUUUGGACAUCAUGAAGAUGCUUCUCAUGUAUUGUGCCAAGAUGGAAAAGGAUGGUUAUGGAAUGACUCCCCUUCUCUCAGCAAGUGUUACUGGUCACACAAAUAUUGUGGAUUUUCUGACUCACCAUGCCCAGACGAGCAAGACAGAACGGAUCAAUGCUCUGGAGCUUCUGGGAGCUACAUUUGUAGACAAAAAAAGAGAUCUGCUUGGGGCCUUGAAAUACUGGAAAAAGGCCAUGAACAUGAGGUACAGUGAUAGGACUAAUAUAAUUAGCAAGCCAGUACCACAGACACUGAUAAUGGCUUACGAUUAUGCCAAGGAGGUAAACAGUACAGAGGAACUAGAAGGUCUUAUUGCUGACCCCGAUGAGAUGAGAAUGCAGGCACUAUUGAUUAGAGAGCGCAUUCUUGGCCCUUCGCAUCCCGAUACCUCUUACUAUAUUAGAUACAGAGGCGCAGUCUAUGCGGAUUCUGGAAACUUCAAACGAUGCAUCAACCUGUGGAAGUAUGCUUUGGAUAUGCAGCAGAACAAUUUGGACCCUUUAAGCCCAAUGACCGCCAGCAGCUUGUUAUCUUUUGCAGAACUGUUCUCUUUUAUGCUGCAGGAUCGGGCUAAAGGCCUGCUGGGCACCACUGUUACAUUUGACGAUCUUAUGGGCAUACUGUGCAAAAGUGUCCUUGAAAUAGAGCGAGCCAUCAAACAAACUCAGUGUCCGGCCGACCCAUUACAGUUAAAUAAGGCUCUUUCCAUUAUUUUGCACUUGAUUUGCUUAUUAGAAAAAGUUCCUUGUACUCUAGAACAGGACCAUUUCAAAAAGCAGACGAUAUACAGGUUUCUGAAGCUGCAUCCGAGGGGAAAGAAUAACUUUAGCCCUCUUCAUCUGGCCGUGGACAAGAAUACCACGUGUGUGGGGCGGUACCCUGUUUGUAAAUUCCCAUCUCUGCAAGUGACUGCCAUACUGAUUGAAUGCGGUGCUGAUGUGAACGUCAGAGACUCCGACGACAACAGUCCCCUGCACAUCGCUGCUCUCAACAACCAUCCAGACAUCAUGAAUCUCCUUAUUAAAUCAGGUGCACAUUUUGAUGCCACAAACCUGCACAAACAAACUGCUAGCGACUUGCUGGACGAGAAGGAAAUAGCUAAAAAUUUGAUCCAGCCCAUAAACCAUACCACCCUGCAGUGUCUCGCUGCUCGUGUCAUAGUGAAUCAUAGAAUAUAUUACAAAGGGCACAUUCCAGAGAAGCUGGAGACCUUUGUUUCGCUUCAUAGAUGAUGACCGGACUGUAUGUUCUGCACUGUCAAAGCACGAAUCGGUAACAGUUGUUUCAUAAACGAGCACUGUUGUGAUGACACCAGCAUUCACUUAGCUUGAUCUCCUCGUGCUCUCAUUGGCUAAAGCAUUAGAAGCAUCCGAUUGACAGGAUUGGUUUCCCAGUAUUUAAUAUAAAUAUACCAUAUAAUAUAUUGUUGGUGAAUUAUUGAGAAAUGUAAUGUCCUCUUCAAAUUUCUAAAAUUGUCUGCCAAAGGCUUACCUGUUCUGGUUUUGUUUGCUGUUGGGUGUUUGGGACAGAGUUCACCGUUUUUCAGUGGUGUCUUUAUACUUUACUGGUUUGUGAAUUUUAUACAAUCGAAAAAUCUUUCUUUUUCCUGCUUCUUCCUUCUCUUCUCCAAGCUUCUUCCCCGUUUCCGCUUCCUUUGUUUUCCUAACCAUUUCUACUUCAGAAUUUUUCCCCCCUUACGGACCCAUGCUAGGUCGUACACCCUCUCCGGACCUGUUAACCAUUUGCAGUUACCAUAAGUGCUUUAUCUUCUCUAUGCACCGGCUUAAACUUGACUGUUGUAUGUUAGCACAUUUUCUAUGCAGCAGUUGGUCAACUUCGACUCAAAACACUGUUAAGUUUCGUUACAAAGUUCAUUUUAUGAAAGUGGUACUCUCUGUAGCAUGAGUAUUUAGAGCUACAGGUUAGCUACCCGAGCUCAAGCUCUUUUGUUUCUUUUUUUUUUUUUUUUUUCUCUCUUUUUCUUCACUUCUGAGGUUUCUCUCUCUACUCCACUGAAAUUAUCGUGUGCUAAAUUUGGGAAACAAAUCUAUUCUAACUCAUUAACCCAGUUGAAAUUUAGGUCUGUCAUCUUAAUAUAUCAUGCAGUACAAGGAAGAAUCUUUAUAAAGCGACCCACCUUUCAUGCUGCGCCAGCAUUGGCCCGCUUGUGCUGAUGAUGUGAUUAGGUGUAGAGCAUUUGCUUAAAUUUAACCUCAAAGUUUAUCAUACAGCUUUAAUGAGUCACAUUGACAUAAUUCAGCACUUGAACUGCAGAUCACUUUUAGUUACCAAAAGAGCUAAAGCAUGUCAGUGGCAUGAUGCUUGCCAAGCCAGAUCUAGGCAUCUAGGAUAAUUAAGGUAUUUUAGUAUGCAAUUUACUGCCCUAGUAUCAGAGGUCAGUAGAGUGUCCAUUCUUUCUUUCUUCCAGCCUAAGUAUACCUUUAAAGAUACCUUGCAUGAAUUACUUUGGUCUCAGUUAUUUGUCACUGUAGUUAAACACAAAGGUUGCAGUGCUUUCUAUAUUCCCUUACUGAAAGUUAGCUUCACUCUGCUUUUCUUUUUUUAUGUGUCGUUCUUUUUGUUCGUUUGUUUUCUGCGAACAGCUUUGCUAACACCACCACACACAGAAAGGGCUCUUUUAAGAAACGAUAAGUGAAAAGUAUUAAAAAAAAAAAAAAAAGAUUCAGGUAAUUCUCAUUCAGCACUUUAUUGUUAUUCAGAAUGAAAUUUAUGAUGGCACAUUUGCCCUGCAAAUGUCUUAAUGAAAUUGUUCUGAAUAAAAAAGCUCCUCAUUUGUUGGAGAAAAACUCAAGUUUACCUGUGAGUCGAAUGAGCUGGAUCACUUGGGUUUUUGCUUCCAUUUUAUUCUGAGGGUUUGAUGUAAUGGUAUUUAAGGAGUCAUCACUGCAAAGAAUCACAUUAGGUUUAUUUCAUCUUUAUUCAGUACAAAACUCAUAAUGAACAGUAGUAAGUAAAACAUUAGACUUACUUUCUGAUUAAAUAAUUGAGGUUUAAUUUUUUUUUUUUUAAGAUAUCUUUACUAGGUUGUGAAUUGAAUUUCACCAUUGAAAAGGGUGAAUGGGAUAUAAAUGGUCACUCUCUAGCCUUUCGAUGAAGAGAUUUUAAAACCAUAUUUACCACGGACAAAUUUGAUGGGGUAUUUGAGCUGCCACAUGUAUUAGUAAUUUAUGAUUUAGACAAAUAUGCUAGAACUCUCAGACAUCAGUAUUUUGAAAUCAUUUGCCUCUGACCUUGUGGUAUAAGAAUUAUAUAUGCAUGAGCUACUUUUUUUAAAAAGGGAAACUUUGUAAGUACAGUAAAUCUACACCAGUAGAUCUCAGUAAUUUGGGGGUAAAUGAUGAGCAAUUGGAUUUUUAAGUGAUUUAACAUUUUCCCCUCUUUUUUGGGAGGGGAUAAGAGGGCUUACGUGCUCGUAUAGUAACACACACCUCACUGUACUUUAUAGGUGAACUUGAAUCAUACAACUUUAGUGGAACUAAGGAUUUCUUGACGUAGCCUUUUCCACCACUAAAUAUUGAUCACUUAGAACAGUUCUUCGGCUUUGAGAACUGAAAUGCCUUAUUUCAGUUUAGGGUACAGUUCUCUGUUCGCCAUCUAAUGCUGUUCGGAGCUCUUGAAAAAUCCGUUAGUUUGAUAGCUGAGAAUGGUCCAUGAUUUCAUUCUGGAGGAGGUUGGUUAAGAAACGUGACCUUGGACACCGUUAAGGCCUUUGUCUGAAAGUAUUCUCACAGUCGUUCUUGACUGAAUUAAAAAAAUACUUAAAUUUGUGUUCCUUUUUUUUAACCACAAAUGAGUACUUUAAUACUUGAUGAGCUAAUUGUACUUGUGGGAUUCGAACUAAACUAUACUGUAACAUGGUGAUGUUGGCUGGGGUCUGUAAGUUUCGGUGACAUUUCUGUACAAAUGCCCUGUAAGGCCUGCUGAAUUUCCAAUGUUCCGCUCUUGAUCAUUCCUGGAAGAGAAGUGGUCAUUUUACUCAGAUUAUUAGAUACCAAUCUACUUUAUAAAGACAAGUGGAUUAUAGGUUUAAAAAAGAGUCAUUUUCUUACCCAUAAAUCUGACAUGGGCAUAAAACCCAAAUCAGCAAAAACUAACAUGGUGCCCAUGACGACUUUGAAGUUAAGCAAUUGCUCACUGACAAAGUUACUACCUUAACGUGUAAUAUCUUAGAGACCCCGCAGCUACUGUGACUUGGGAAAAUUCUUUAAAUUUGUAUGUGAAAAAGUAGCUCUUUAAAAUCAUUUUGCCCAGCUGAAACCUUAGGUUGAAUUUUACAGGUAAAAUAAUCCUUGUAAUUAUCAGAAUUGUGGGAACCAGAUGAGAUAAUAACCAUUUUCUCGCGUAAUGCGACGGCAGCAUUCUUGCAUGGAACUUUAACCAUUUUAGAGUUAGAUCCUAGAGAAACUAAUUGGUCGUCAUCCUUUCUCUUUCUUUUUUCUUCUCUUUUUUUUCUUUUUGCCCUCAUAUAUCACUAAACAACUAGUUUCUCCCUUUUGUCACUUCCCAUUGCAUAUUUUUCAGAAGAAGUACUGUAUUCAGAUGCCAGCCAAUAAGUUGUCACAUAAUGGAAAAUGAUAUGCCACAACAUUCAUUGUAAGGUUUAAUAAAAUUAAAUUUGCACCAAA
Prionailurus viverrinus (fishing cat) is the source of this 5800-nucleotide messenger RNA. RefSeq names its product fem-1 homolog C (gene FEM1C). The record is from RefSeq and is a predicted model, not a curated record. The transcript has 3 exons. NCBI's taxonomy places the organism in Eukaryota, Metazoa, Chordata, Mammalia, Carnivora, Felidae. Gene Ontology annotation, molecular function: protein binding. The coding region runs from base 533 to 2386 and encodes 617 amino acids.